Messenger RNA from Cynoglossus semilaevis (tongue sole), 2380 nucleotides. RefSeq names its product cyclin-dependent kinase 17. Lineage: Eukaryota; Metazoa; Chordata; Actinopteri; Pleuronectiformes; Cynoglossidae. Gene Ontology annotation, cellular component: nucleus; cytoplasm. The record is from RefSeq and is a predicted model, not a curated record. Bases 362 to 1945 code for a protein of 527 amino acids. The transcript is spliced from 17 exons. Gene Ontology annotation, molecular function: cyclin-dependent protein serine/threonine kinase activity; ATP binding. Gene Ontology annotation, biological process: protein phosphorylation.
CGUCACACUUUACGGCAGACUGCCUUGUACCGCUCCCGACCGCUCAGUCGACAGCAGAUCCUCCUCCGGUCCUUUAAACCGAUUUCAACGCCACACAGCCCGCACUUUCUGUACUUUCGCGAGCGGCACAUUGGACUUUUAUUGACACGAGUCUUUUAUUAACGCGUGGUAGCGUGUGUGUGUGAGGAAUUAUUCCCUCCGUUCGGAGGCAGAACCGAAGAGAGACGAAGAAGCCGUGUUCUCCUGAAGCUCCUUCGGCAGUGGGUGGAUAAAGCGGAGGAGGGCAUCCGGGCCUGGCAGCUCCGCAGGGUCGCUUCGAAAACGACAGAAUCCUCGGUUUCCAGGUUUGCACUGCCCUGCUAUGGAGAAGAUGAAACGGAUUAAGAAGCGUCUGUCGUUAACACUUCGCUCCAGUCAGACCAUCGACGAGUCCUUGUCCGAACUGGCCGAGCAGAUGACCAUGGAGGACGGCGGCACCAAGGACAACGAACCAUUUAUGAGGAACGGCCGCCCGCCCACAUCCCACAGUAUGCACUCCUUCCUCCACCAGUACACUGGUUCCUUCAAGAAGCCCCCCCUCCGGCGGCCUCACAGUGUCAUCGGCGGCACGCUGGGCUCCUUCAUGGCAAUGCCACGCAACGGCAGUCGUCUUGAUAUCGUACACGAAAACCUGAAGAUGGGAUCAGAUGGAGAGAGCGACCAGGCGUCUGGGACGUCGUCUGACGAGGUUCAGUCUCCCACCGGGGUCUGUCUGAGGAACCGUAUCCACCGGAGGAUCUCCAUGGAGGACCUGAACAAACGUCUGUCACUGCCGGCUGACAUCCGAAUCCCUGACGGCUACCUGGAGAAGUUACAGCUCAGCAGUCCGCCCUUCGACCAGCCGCUCAGUCGACGCUCUCGUCGAGCUUCGCUGUCGGAGAUCGGUUUUGGGAAGUUGGAGACGUACAUCAAGCUGGACAAGCUGGGAGAGGGAACAUAUGCCACGGUGUUCAAGGGACGCAGUAAACUCACGGACAACCUGGUGGCGCUGAAGGAGAUCAGGCUGGAACACGAGGAAGGAGCGCCGUGCACCGCCAUCAGGGAAGUGUCGUUACUGAAGGACCUCAAACACGCCAACAUCGUGACUCUGCACGACAUCGUUCACACCGAGAAGAGCCUCACGCUGGUGUUUGAGUAUCUGGACAAGGAUCUGAAACAGUACAUGGACGACUGUGGAAACAUAAUGAGCAUGCACAACGUGAAGAUCUUCCUGUUCCAGAUCCUACGAGGACUGUCGUACUGUCACAAGAGGAAAGUUCUCCACAGAGACCUGAAGCCCCAGAACCUCCUCAUCAACGAGAAAGGAGAACUCAAACUGGCCGACUUUGGUCUGGCGAGGGCAAAGUCCGUUCCGACCAAAACCUACUCCAACGAGGUGGUGACCCUCUGGUACCGACCUCCUGAUGUUCUGCUGGGGUCCUCGGAGUACUCGACGCAGAUCGACAUGUGGGGUGUUGGGUGUAUUUUCUAUGAGAUGGCUGCAGGUCGGCCGCUGUUCCCCGGCUCCACGGUGGAGGACGAGCUCCACCUCAUUUUCAGGUUUCUGGGCACUCCUCGGGAAGACAACUGGCCCGGAAUCUCCUCCAUCGAGGAGUUUAAAUCCUACAACUUUCCCAAAUAUACACCACAGCCUCUGAUCAACCAUGCUCCCAGGCUGGACUGUGAUGGUAUCGAGCUGCUCCUGGCGUUUCUCCGAUAUGAGUCCAAGAAGAGGGUUUCGGCGGAGGAAGCGAUGAAACAUUCCUACUUCAGGCAGCUGGGGAUGAGAGUGCACACGCUGCCAGAGACCGUGUCAAUAUUCACGUUGAAAGAAGUGCAGCUGCAGAGAGACCCCGGCUACAGGAGCUCCUCGUACCCAGAGUCCAGUAACGGAAAGAUCAACAGGAGGCAGAGCAUGUUGUUCUGAGGCCGUUGUUCUGAGAAGACGUCCAGCCGCCCGUCGUCGUCGUCGUUGUCGUCGUCACUUCCCAACAACCUCUCGCAUGAGCCCUCCUCCUUACUGAGUGACAAACUCCACUGACACACACACACGCACAAACACACACACACACACGUAAGUGAGUGACUCUGGGUUGAAUGUGUUCAGAGACUGUAUUUAUUUAUUGUGGGGGGAUUCGGGGGGGUGGAGUGUGAAUAUUUUUGCUGCUAAACUACUACUGUCUGUAACACACUGUGUGUGUGUGCGCGCGUCUGUGUGUGUGUGUGUGUGUGUGUGUGUAGGUGAGCAGUCAGUAAAGUUCCUUGUUUUUUUUCGUUUGUGUUCAAAAAUUCCACGGUUGUGGACGUUGACACUGGGAUGUCAGUCGUGGUUCCUGUUCCAGUGAUUGGAGACCAAAUGCUC